Messenger RNA from Brassica napus (rape), 1000 nucleotides. RefSeq names its product F-box protein SNE. Bases 329 to 799 code for a protein of 156 amino acids. The record is from RefSeq and is a predicted model, not a curated record. Lineage: Eukaryota; Viridiplantae; Streptophyta; Magnoliopsida; Brassicales; Brassicaceae. Gene Ontology annotation, molecular function: protein binding. Gene Ontology annotation, cellular component: SCF ubiquitin ligase complex. The transcript has a single exon. Gene Ontology annotation, biological process: gibberellic acid mediated signaling pathway; regulation of gibberellic acid mediated signaling pathway.
AGUAAUUCCAUUGGUCAUAUGCCAUGAUAAAAGAUAUGUAGGAUUAGCAAAUCAAAGAAACAAACAGUUUUAUGUUAUACCAGUAGCUUUUAAAACAAAAAGACAACAAGUAAUGAUAUAGAGUUAUAGACUAAGGUUUUAAAAGCAACAAGAACCACCCAACCAACAUUAAUUUUUAUUCUUUUACAGAUUGAAUAUAAACAUCACUCCCCCCUCUGCUUCUCACUCACACAAUAUUUUCUACAUAUUUAUAUGCGCCCGUGUGAUUUCAACAGCUGUAUCAACCUUCUCUCUUUCAACACAAACCUCUCUCUCUCUUUCUAGUACCAUGUCGGAGAAACGAAUCGGUAUGGUUGAGAAAAGUAACAACAAGAGACAACGAGUGAAUCUUGUUCCCACGUUCCCCAUCAACGACCACCACGACGUUCUUGUUGAAAUCCUCCGGCGACUAGACGGCCCUUCUCUCUGCUCAGCCGCUUGCGUGUGCCGUCUUUGGUCAGCCGUGGCUCGCAACGACUCAAUAUGGGAAGAGCUUUGUUUCCGACAAGUGUCACCACGACCUUCGCUUUCACUUCGCUCAGUUGUGUCUGCUCUAGGUGGCUACCGAUGUCUCUACUUCCUCUGCAUCCGUCCGGUCCUCGCACGACUCCCCAAGAUCAUUUGGAGCCGAGACCAGCUCCAGCUCUCACUCUCCCUCUACUGUGUUCACUACUACGAGCGCCUUUACGUCGGCGCGUGGCUUGGAGACGCGCCACCUUCUUCGCUCAUGUUCCUUAGGAAACCCGUCAACGUAGUCUGAUCCGGCUUUGGCCGGACCGGGAAUGAAUAAACUAUUAGUUCACAAGAUUGUAUUCUUUAUCAUAUUAUUGUUUACUCCUAUUUGUUACGAUUACGAAAUUUCAAGUUCGUCAUUUCAUUACAAGAUAUUUAUUAAUAAACGAUUAGUUCACAAGAUUGUAUUCUUUAUCAUAUUAGUAUUAUUUACUCCGAUUUGUUACGA